Messenger RNA from Drechmeria coniospora, 840 nucleotides. RefSeq lists its product as uncharacterized. Lineage: Eukaryota; Fungi; Ascomycota; Sordariomycetes; Hypocreales; Ophiocordycipitaceae. The coding region runs from base 1 to 840 and encodes 279 amino acids. The transcript is spliced from 2 exons. The record is from RefSeq and is a predicted model, not a curated record.
AUGCCAUGUGUUAGCGGUGUUGUAUCUCGGCGUACAGACGAGUACAUGAGCAAGCAGGCACAAGCCGUGCGCCUCCGCAGCGGUACUGACAGGAACAUACUUGUACAUCCGCACCAUCGACUACGGUCUCCUUGUACAGCUGCUCCUGCGAGGUACGAGAAGGCCGGCGAGGGGAGAGGCGGCUUCGCUCGUCCGUUCGCCAUCUCCGUUGCCUCCAUCAACCGCCCUCUCAGGCGGUUCGACGGCAAGGACCAGCGACCAUCGAGUCCACGCCAGCCGUCCCGUCAUCAAGCUCGUAACAAAGAUUUUCUCGCUCUUGCAGCUUUCUGCGACGGUCCCGUCCGACGGCACCUCGAAGCUCGUGGCCAUGGCCGACGUCCCCUUGUCGAGUCACUGCUCGGAUCCCUUCGCCCUCACCAAACGGCCAUGACCCAUCAACAUAUGACGACUGUGACGGCCUCGACACCUGUUACCGAAGCCCAGCACACCAGGAUUCACGUUAUUCCUGUCCACGUACGUCUUCUGAAUCGGCGGGGGCGUCGGUCGGAACGGCUGCUCCCCGACGCCUCCAUUUCCGGCGCCACGCCCCCCCCUACCAUCGCUCGCAUCUCUAGCAUCUCGACCGCUACGGUAUUUUCCGACAUGGUAUCUACAUGUACCCUUCAGCUCACCCUCGAUCCGCGUAGGAAGCUGGAGUCGCCGCAGAUGCCACUACCGGCCCUGGAAGCCAUGACACCGCCGCCCUUGGAGAUGUGCGAUAACUCAAGCCAAGGAGCCCGCAGCCAUGGGAUGGAGCCGGCCUGGUGCGGUCGUGUUAUAGACAACUCUCCGCCUCGUUAA